This is a messenger RNA of Diabrotica virgifera virgifera (western corn rootworm), 2518 nucleotides long. It is a transcript of the gene colt, whose product is annotated as congested-like trachea protein. Bases 106 to 1020 code for a protein of 304 amino acids. The transcript has 4 exons. Gene Ontology annotation, molecular function: O-acyl-L-carnitine transmembrane transporter activity. Gene Ontology annotation, cellular component: mitochondrial envelope. NCBI's taxonomy places the organism in Eukaryota, Metazoa, Arthropoda, Insecta, Coleoptera, Chrysomelidae. Gene Ontology annotation, biological process: mitochondrial transport; carnitine transmembrane transport. The record is from RefSeq and is a predicted model, not a curated record.
UCCAAGGUCUGUCCUAUGGUGACAGUGACAGUUUAUAUAGUUUAAAUUGUACAUAUUUUCAUAAUUUACUUGUUUUAAAAUUAUUUUAUUAAACAUUGACCAAAAAUGGGUGAUAUGGGACCUGGAGAGUAUUUUAUUUGCGGGGGUUUUGGUGGAAUAUGCACUGUUAUAGUAGGCCAUCCCUUAGAUACAAUAAAAGUGAGGUUACAGACUAUGCCAAUACCCCAAGCUGGACAAUCACCCUUAUAUUCAGGAACAUGGGACUGCCUACAAAAGACUGUGAGAUACGAAGGUGUUAGAGGGUUAUACAAGGGAAUGGGUGCUCCCUUGAUUGGUGUAGCUCCUAUCUUUGCCAUUUCCUUUAUGGGUUAUGGUGUAGGAAAGAAAGUUUUCGGUCCAUCAGAUGGUGGUCGCCUUACAUAUACAGAAAUGGGACUUGCUGGAGCUUUUUCUGGCAUUUUCACUACUUUAAUUAUGGCCCCAGGGGAGAGAAUCAAGUGUUUGUUGCAAAUUCAACAAGGGGCAAAUGCGCCAAAGGUUUAUAAUGGACCUGUUGAUGUAGUUAAGAAACUUUACAAGCAAGGAGGCAUGUCCAGUAUCUACAGAGGAGCUGGAGCAACAUUGCUAAGAGAUGUUCCUGCUUCGGGGAUGUAUUUCCUUACUUACGAAGCUAUUAAGGACUACGUUACGGAAUAUGGAACAAAGGAUAUUAGUAUAUUAGGAACUAUUCUGGCUGGUGGAUCAGCAGGAAUAUCCAACUGGUUGAUUGGCAUGCCCGCUGAUGUUUUAAAAAGCAGAUUACAAACAGCCCCUGAGGGUACAUACAAGAACGGUAUUAGAGAUGUAUUCAAACAAUUAAUGAAGACUGAAGGACCUCUUGCCUUAUAUAAGGGUAUUACGCCUGUACUGCUUAGAGCCUUCCCAGCGAAUGCAGCCUGUUUUGUGGGCUUUGAGUUAUGCAAGAAGUUUAUUGAUUUCCUCUUCCCGAAGAAAAAACCAGCAACAGAACAUAUCGCUUAGAUAUAUCAACGAUAUUGUGGUAUUGGAGCCUUGGAUGUAUUGAUAUAUUUGUGAUCCUGAUUGAUAGAAGAAAUAUCAUUAUUCUAUUUGUAUUAUUCGGCGAUGACAGCUUCCUUGUCUUACUUGGCAUAAAAAUAUGUAUGGUUCGUACAGUAUAAAUACAGUUGCACGACAUCCGCAUCAUAGCAAGUGACGUCACAUGAUACCAACACAAAAUAUUUAAGUCGUAGGUCUGUUCCUUUUUAUAAUUAUUUGGCCAAGUACACUGGAAUUACAACCACUAGACAUAUUUUAUUAUAUACGUGUAGAAAUAAUAUUUGAAGAUUUCUAUUAAUGUAAACUUAAAGAAAUACACCAUAACUUGUUUCAUUUAAUUUGUGUAAGUGGAUUAUAAAGCGUUUUUAUAAAGCACACUUGUUCGGAUCGCACUUUAACUACGAUCGAACGAAGGUGACAUUUUGGCAUAAAUUGGUAACAAUUAUUUGACAGUUGCGGUGUUGAUAGUUCAGAUUUGUUUUUAUUAUUUACUAUAAGUACCUAUUUGUUUUAUUAUAUUUAUUGUUUAUUAUUUACUUUAACGUAAGAUUAUUACUUAAUUCUUGUUUUCUAUUUCUAAUGUUUUUAUUUAUUUACAUUGAAUAUUAAUUUCAUUUGUUGUAUAAUCCACUUCUGCAAUAAUUGUGAUAUAUUUGUUUUAAAAUGAAUUCAGGAUUUUUUUCUAAUUUGGCAACAAUGUCGAAUUAAAUCUCUGACGUAGAUAAUCAGUGGCGGAUCCAGAAAUUUUUUGGGGGGGGGGGUCAUGGGUCUUGAGGCUGAUUUAAUUACCUAUCUUUGAUGCAAGGUCACUUAAGUGCACUUUACAUCAACAAGAAAUUGACAAAGUUAUUCAAGGUCAAAUUUGACUUAUACAAAACACCCAAUUUUGCCGUGAAUAAAAAGAAAAUAAAGAAAUUUGACAAAAUAAAACAUAUCCAAUUGUUCUAUUCCAUCAAAUUCCUUCAUUUUCUUUUACAAACCAUACAUUUUGUACAUGUUAAAUUUGGCCUUGAAUAACUUUGUCAAUUUCUUGUUCAAUUUAUUUUUGAUGUAAAGUGGACAUUAGUCUUACCAACUCUAGGAUACGUGGGUUUACAAUUAUGGGGGGGAGGGUCAUGACCCCCGUGACACCCCCCUGGAUCCGCCAGUGUAGAUAAUGACGUGCAACUGUAUUUAUACUGUAACAACCAACGAUAAUUGAGUCCGUUACUACUUAAAGUUUGUAACUCUUGUGAGACAAAACUCUGUGACAAAAGUAUUGGUAGUUAAAUCUUUAAGUAAUAACCAAACAUUUUGUCGUUAUAAAGUGUUUAUCUUUAUUAAUUGACAAUUUACUAGUGUGUCUGAAACAAAUAUUUGACAUUGAGAAAAAUUGUUACUCAAUUUACAAUUUAAACAGUAAACUAAUUGUUUGUUCAAACAAUAAAAAUUUGUGUUCCAGGAUUAGAUUUGGUAAAUCUUA